Molecule: messenger RNA, 5192 nt
Organism: Danio aesculapii
Lineage: Eukaryota; Metazoa; Chordata; Actinopteri; Cypriniformes; Danionidae
Gene: vars2
Product: valyl-tRNA synthetase 2, mitochondrial
Exons: 31
Coding region: 412-3585 (1057 amino acids)
Biological process (GO): valyl-tRNA aminoacylation
Cellular component (GO): cytosol
Molecular function (GO): aminoacyl-tRNA deacylase activity; ATP binding; valine-tRNA ligase activity
Source: RefSeq, a predicted model, not a curated record
GCAGUCUCUGAGUGUUCACCUAAAAACGCUCCGGUCAGAAACAGGACGCUUCGAGAAUUUGUAUGGUGACAAGGAAGAAAUAUCGACUGUAUUGUGACUUUCGUCGCUUACAGCUUUUUGAUUUGUUAUGCAGCAGUGUAUUGAUCAAAAUAGUUUGAGUUGUGUGGAAUUUUAGACCUCAAAUAUCGCAGGGAAAAAUCAGUGCUGUGUUCGCAACAUGUCUGCGCCCUGUGACAGCACACACUGAGUGGAGAGCAACUGCGUGAUGCUAUCAUGUCAAUAUGGAUCAAAAUCUCUGAGAAAUUUUCCAGUACCUUGUUGAAUCUAUGCCACGAAGGAUUAAGGCAGUUCUGAAGGCAAAAGGGGGUCCAACCCUGUACUAGUAAGGUGUGCCUAAUAAAGUGGCCGGACAUGUGGAAGCCCGUGCAUGUGGCGUCACCCAGGAUCUGGUGCAGAUUUGGAUGCAGACUCUGCUCUGAAACCUCCUCCAACACACAGUCUUCUAAUCAUUCCCGGACACAAGCAGAGAAAGCCAAACGCAGACAAGCCCGGGAGAAGGCCAUUCUCUGUAGUGACGUGAAUGAUGAUGGACUGAGCUGGUCAGAUAAAGAAAAGAUAAAGUACACAGCUGCACUCUCUCCUGGAGAGAAGAAAGACACCACUUUGCCCCUCCCACAAUCCUACAGCCCAGAGUAUGUGGAGUUUGGCUGGUAUCAGUGGUGGGAGAAACAGGGAUUCUUCAGUCCCGAGCAGCAUAGUAAACAACCCCAUGCAGUUGAUAAACACUUCUCCUUGUGUAUUCCACCGCCGAACGUGACUGGGACUUUACAUCUCGGACAUGCGCUGACUGUGGCGAUAGAAGAUACUUUGGCUCGCUGGCGGCGUAUGCAGGGCUAUAAGGUACUGUGGGUUCCAGGCUGUGACCACGCAGGGAUUGCAACACAGUCCGUGGUGGAGAGGAAACUGUUGAGGGAACAAGGGAGGAGCAGACAGGAUUUCAGCAGGGAGGAGUUCCUCAAACAGGUCUGGAUGUGGAAAAAUGAAAAGGGGGAUGAGAUUUAUCACCAGCUGAGAAAACUGGGUGCAUCUCUUGACUGGAGCAGAGCCUGUUUUACCAUGGACCCGGCGUUCAGCAGUGCUGUGACAGAGGCGUUCGUCAGGCUCUGUGAUUCUGGACUCAUCUAUCGUGCUGAAGGUCUGAUCAACUGGAGCUGUACAUUAGAGUCUGCUAUCUCAGAUAUAGAGGUGGACUCAAAGGAGCUUCCUGGCAGGAUGUUUCUGUCUGUUCCCGGCUAUCAGCAGAAAGUGGAAUUUGGGACGAUGGUUACAUUUGCAUAUCCUUUGGAGGGACAGGAAGGAGAGGUUGCAGUUUCAACAACUCGUCCAGAGACAAUGCUGGGAGACGUGGCCAUUGCUGUUCAUCCUGAUGAUCCUCGAUAUAAAGAUUUUCAUGGUAAACACUGCAGGCAUCCUUUCACUGAGCGGUUAUUACCCAUUGUGACUGACACUACGGUGGAUAUGACAUUUGGCACAGGUGCCGUUAAACUGACUCCAGCUCAUGACCACACUGACUUCCUACUCUCUCAGAAACAUUCGCUCCCUCGCCUCACUGUGAUUGGAGGGAACGGAACCAUGACCUCAGUUUGUGGCCAAUGGCUAGAGGGUGUUAAGCGUUUUGAUGCCAGAGAACGAGUAAUCACUGCUCUGAUGGAGAGGAAGCUGUUCAGAGGAAAGAAGGAUCAUCCAAUGUCAUUACCAAUCUGCAGCCGUUCUGGAGAUGUCAUCGAACCCUUGCUGAAGAAACAGUGGUUUGUGCGCUGUCAAGAAAUGGGCAAAAAAGCAGUUCAGGCAGUGGAAGAAGGAGAUCUGCAGAUAAUUCCUCAGUUUUAUUCAAAAAUGUGGAAGAGCUGGUUGUCCAACAUCAGUGACUGGUGUAUUUCCAGACAGCUUUGGUGGGGUCAUCAGAUACCAGCCUAUAGAGUGACAUUGCAAAACUCGAUGAACACAGAAGAGGAGCAUUGGGUUUGGGGCAGAAGUGCUGCAGAGGCUCAACAGCGUGCUACUAGAAAGUUUGGAGUGAGUCCUGAGGCCAUCACACUCACCCAGGACCCAGAUGUGCUGGACACUUGGUUCUCUUCCGGUCUCUUUCCGUUUGCCAUGCUCGGCUGGCCUCAGCAGACUGAAGACCUGACACAGUUCUACCCCAAUUCCAUCCUGGAAACAGGCAGCGACCUCAUCUUUUUCUGGGUGGCCAGGAUGGUGAUGCUGGGCACAGAGUUGACAGGACAGCUGCCCUUUAAACAGGUGCUCUUUCACUCUCUGGUGAGGGAUAAAUAUGGGCGGAAGAUGAGUAAAUCUUUAGGAAAUGUCAUCGAUCCUCUUGAUGUCAUCUCAGGGGUGUCUUUGGAGAGACUUCAAGAGAAAGUUAAAGAAGGAAACUUGGACCCGAGAGAGAGCAUUGUUGCCAUUGAAGCACAGAAGAAAGAUUUUCCCAAAGGGAUCCCCGAGUGCGGUACGGACGCUUUGAGGUUUGCGCUUUGCUCUUAUAGAGCUCAAGGAGAGGACAUCAGUCUGUCCGUUUCCCAUGUGCUGAGCUGCAGACAUUUCUGUAAUAAGAUGUGGCAGACGGUUCGCUUCACCCUCGCCGCACUGAAAGAUGCAAGUUUACCAACACCAUUAGCUGAGACGUAUCCUCUAUCCAGCAUGGACAAGUGGAUAUGUUCCCGUCUCUACAGCACGGUUCAGCAGUGUGAGCGGGGUUUUGAGAGCUACGAGCUCCACGCGGUCACGUCCGCGCUGCACUCUUUCUGGCUCCACAGUCUGUGUGACGUCUACCUGGAAAGCGUCAAGCCACUGCUGAAGCCUGAAGGCUGUGAAGAGAGAGUCGGAGAGAGGCAGGUGGCCACAUCUGUGUUGUAUCACAGCGUGUCUGUAUCUCUGGCUCUCCUCUCGCCCUUUAUGCCGUUCCUCACAGAGGAGCUGUGGCAGAGACUCCUGCCGUAUGGUCACUCUGACAGGACAUCCUGCAGUCUGUGUGUUCAGCCCUACCCGAAGACCACACAGCUGGAGCACUGGUAUUUUCCUAAGGAGGAAGCAGAAUUCUCUCUGGUACAGGAAGUGGUCAGAGUGACGAGGUUACUGAGAGCCCAGUGCCAGAUGACGAAGGAAAAACCAGACUUGUAUGCAGUGUGUGCUCCAGAUCAGAUGGAGACUCUCCUGCGCUUCAGAUCUGCGAUUUGCACUCUGGGACGAAUCUCGAAUCUUCAUCUGCACUGUCCGGAGGCAGGAUUCAGCGACUGUCCUCCACCUAAAGUCAGCGCUGUAGGGGUGGUGGAUCAUUCUCUCUGCUUACAUCUCAGUGCUCAGAACGGCGUUAAUGCUGACAAACAGAGAGCGCUUCUAUCUCAGCGCAGAGGAAAGCUGGCCUUCAAAUUAAAACAAGCUCUUGCUCGCACACAGACGCACAACUACACCCAAAAAGUACCUCCGAAAAUCAGGCAAGAGAUGGAGAAUAAGAUCACAGCCAUGGAGCAGGAAAUGAAGAACAUCGAGGAUCAACUGUUGGCUUUGAAGGAUGCAAAAUAAGAAGAUUCAAACACUGAAGUCAUCCAAUAAUCAUUUUCUUAAAUAAGAAAUAUGUUUCCACACAAAUAUAUGGCAAAACAUAAAUGGAAGGUGCAUAUGUAUUAUGUUUGUUUGGAUGUAACAUAAAUGUAAAAUAAAUUAUUUGCCAUUUUUAGAGCCAAUCUCUCUCUUCUUUACAUGUAUUUUUAUUUUAUUUUUUGCAUUUUUAUUAAAACAUAUUUCUGUUUUAAUUAUAUUUAAUUAUACACUCACUGGCCACUUUAUUAGGUACAACUGCUAGUUAACGCACAUUUCUAAUCAGCUUAUCACAUGGCAGCAACUCAAUGCAUGGACAGUAGGCAUGUAGACAUGGUCAAGACGAUCUGCUGCAGUUCAAACCGAGCAUCAGAAUUGGGAAGAAAGGUGAUUUAAGUGAUUUUGAAUGUGGCAUGGUUGUGGGUGCCAGACGGGUUUGUCUGAGCAUUUCAGAAACUGCUGAUUUACUGGGAUUUUCAUGCACAACCAUCUCUAGGGUUUACAGAGAAUGGUUCGAAAAGAGAAAAUAUCCAGUGAGCAAAUGUUUUGUUGAUGUCAGAGGAGAAUGGCGUGACUGGUUCCAGCUGAUAGAAAGGCAACAGUAACUCAAAUAACCACUUGUUACAACCGAGGUAUGCAGAAGAGCAUCUCUGAAUGGACGCACGUCAAACCUUGAGGCAGAUGGGCUACAGCAGCAGAAGACCACACCGGGUGUCACUCCUGUAAGCUAAGAACAUGAAACUGAGGCUACAAUUCACACAGGCUCACCAAAAUUGGACAAUAGAAGACUAGAAAAAUGUUGCCUGGUUUGAUGAGUCUUGAUUUCUGCUGCAACAUUCAGAUGGUAGGGUCAAAAUUUGGCGUCAAAAACUUAAAAAAGGGGUUCAACCUGUCUUGUAUCAACAGUUCAGGCUGAUGGUGGUGGUGUAAUGGUGUGGGGGAUAUUUUCUUGGCACACUUUGGUAUCGUAUCAACACCACAGCCUGCCUAUGUAUUGUUGCCAUGUCAUAAAGCAUGAACCAUCUCAGACUGGUUUCUUGAACAUGACAAUGUGCUCACUGUACUCAAAUGGCCUCUACAGUCACCAGAUCUCAAUUCAAUAGAGUAACUUUGGGAUGUGGUGAAACAGGAGAUUCCAUCAUGGAUGUGCAGCUGACAAAUCUGCAGAAACUGUGUGAUGCUUUCAUGUCAAUAUGGACUAAAAUUUCAGAAAUAUUUCCAGUACCUUGUUGAUUCUAUGCCAUGAAGGAUUAAGGCAGUUCUGAAGGCAAAAUAGGGUUCAACACUGUACUAAUAAGGUGUACCUAAUAAAGUGGCCGGUGAGUGUAUAUGUUAUUGUUUAUAAUAUUAUUAUUAUUACGUUACAUAACAUUUUUAUACAGCACAUUUUAGCUCUUAUGUUUUAUAUUUUGUUACAGACAUACAGUUUCGUCCUGCAACUGUUUUGCAGCAUACGAAAUGUCCCAAACACUAUUUUUACUGUCCAAAAUGGGCAAAAAAAUUUGCUUUUAAUGAUAGUCAAAACAUGUUCAAAAAAUAUGUGUAUGUGUUAUUAAUGCUUUAAAAACAGUCAGGAAAAAAACGGCUGUGUU